GUUUUUCCCUCUACUCGUAUAAACGAGCUCCCGCUCCCUACGAGGCGCAGCUUUUCUCCGUCUCUCAGGCCCCGGGGGGGUCGUUUUCUCCCAUUCCAUUCUACUCGCUUCGCUCUCCCGACAGUCGACUGCCCAUAGGAGAGACAAUGUUAUUAGCCUCUGAAUUUCCCGAGGCCUCUCAGACGAGUGGGCUACGGCCGAACCGAGGCAGCCCAGCGAUAAGAAUCAUCCCUCUUCUUCUCGUUCGUCUUCUCUUAGUUUUAUUCCUAGUUUCUACCCCUCCGCUAUAUUCUGACCAAAUAACAAAGCUAUUCAACCGCUACUUCUGGCGAAACACCGACGCGAAGUUAUAUCGAAGCAAAUUUACGGUAUCGGGAAUCUCCUCGACGCAAAACCGUAUCCCUUUUUUCGAAAGUCUUUCACUUUUCCGAAUUACCUUUCACCGACCGUCGAGAAAUCGAGAAAGAUAAAAGACGGAGAAAAAGAAAAAAAAAAAUCGGAGACGACAAAGGAGACGGUUUUUUAGGGGGUGAAAAAUCAUUGUUAAUCCCGCAUAUCGCGGGAUCGGACCGAUACCCUGCACCGAUGCAACUCGAUCCAUCCCGACUCAAAACCUUUAUCCAAAAAUCCGAAUACCCUCUCACGAAGAAGGGAUGAGGGAUCGGGGCUGCUACGUAUUUUACGCGAUGGACAAGAAGACUGCGCCAAUGAGAGUUCUGUUGAAUUUCGCGCUACUAAUCGGCUCCGCGGUAUCGUUCAACGGCGAAAUCGACGGGGAAAAUUGUCCGAAGAAAUGCAACUGUCAUUAUUUUCGUACCAAUUGGGUGGUGGAUUGCUCGGAACGUAACAUGACCACCGUUCCCGUCGACGAGCUAAGCCGGAACGUCAACGUCGAGGUCUACGUCUUGGAUAUGAACGGAAACAACGUCGCCGAGGUGACACCCUUCCCCGAAGGAAUGCACCUCAGAAGGCUGCAAAUGGCUCACAACCUCAUCACGUCUCUUAAUCGAAGCUCCUUCGCGGGACUCGCUUACCUCCUCGAUGCGGAUUUUUCGUUCAACAGGAUCGCGGACGUGGAUCCCGAAAGUUUCAGCGACAGUCCGGGUCUGAUAACUUUGGAGCUUCAGAACAACCCGCUGAAAAGGGUUGAGGGUAUAUUUUUGAAUUGCCGAUCUCUGCUUUAUUUGGAUUUGAGCGGUUGCGGCAUCGAAAGUUUGAGCGAAGAGUUCUUCUUCAACACAAGUGCCCUGAACAGACUGGAUCUCUCGAGUAAUCCACUAGUAGAAAUCGAGCCCGGUCCGUUCGACCAUUUGGAAAAUUUGGAAUACCUUCGAUUCAACAAUUGCCAAUUGAAAAGCGUGUCGCCGGAGGCGUUCGCAUCGCUAAGGAAUCUCCGUGAAAUCGAUCUGGCUAACAACGAUUUGAAAAUGUUGGAUUGGAAGGGGGUCCUCAGUCCUCUCAUAAGACUGGAACGACUGAACGUGAGAAAUUCGAGCGUCACCAAUUUGCCGGGUGACGCGUUUUCCGAAAAUCUUUAUCUGCGACACCUGGAACUCGCCGACAACGAGCUCCGACAUUUGGACGUUGGUAAUACCCUCGGCCACAAUCUCCACAACCUCAUGUCCCUCGAUCUCUCCAACUGCAUGCUGAAGGACCGAUUGACCGAAGAGGCAUUCGUAAAUGCCAGCAAACUGAGGGUUCUUCAUCUCGACGGUAACCCGUUGUUAGCUUCCGAUUUAACCGCCGUUUUACACCAUCUGCCUAAACUGCAAAUAAUUUCACUGAGCAACUGCGAACUGAGGAGACUUCCCGAGGCCUUUCAGGAUCUGGACAAUCUUCAGGUGUUGAAAAUAUCCCAUAACCCGUUGAACGACGCGUUCGUCGGUCUCCUGAAACCGCCGAAGUCGCUCGAGUACCUCGACAUGUCCUAUUGCAAAUUGGGUCACGUCGGUAACGAUACAUUUUCAAAAAUGACCAUGCUCAAACGCCUGAUACUGUCCGGUAACGAACUUCGCAAACUGGAGCGAGGAAUUUUCGCUAAUCUCACGCGACUCGAGACCCUCGAACUGGAGCGCUGCGAUCUCGAGGGCCCCUUGAAUCCCGAGGUCUUCGGCGACCGUCGUCCCUACGUCAAUAUACGCGAAUUGAAACUGGGCGGAAACCCCCUGGUGGUACCGAAGGAUCUACCCGUUCUACCGGAACAGUUAGCCGGGCUGUCGAUUCUAGAUUUGAGCGACUGCGAGAUUUCCAGUUUUUCGCUAAAUUCGUUCGACAAUACGCCGAAUCUCACCAAUCUGAAUAUCCGCGGUAACAAGAUACAUUCCGCGGACGGCCUCAGUUUCCUCGGAAGGCUUCGGUUUCUGGAAAGCCUCGAUAUCGGCGACAACGCUCUAACCUCGAUCCGACCGAGUCUAUUCGACGGUAAUCCGAAACUCCGUUAUUUGAAUUUGAUCGGUAAUCCAUUCAAAUGCGAUUGUUACAUCGUCGAUAUGUGGGCGUGGGCGGAACGGGACGAAGGUGACAAACAUCUUCUGGCCGGCGGUAGGAGUGCGGAGUUCGUCGCCGGAUCUGCUAAGAUAAAAAAGAGCCUCACGUGCGCCUACGGCGAGAAGGAUUACCAGAAAAUUAUCUCGCGUAACUCGAGCGCUCUCGACGAAAAUCUCUCCAGCGACAACGACGAUUCGACGACGAAGAGAACGUGGGCGAAAUACGUCGACGAAUCCAACUGUCCGACGAAAUGACUGUCGGCGUCCGGCGCCGUGCGAAAAAAUUCCGAUCACCCGAAAACGGAACUCUGAAUUUUGCUUAUCGACGAUCCCGAUUGCCGCGGCGCCGGAUUACUCACGUUCUCAUUUAUUAUCCAUUGACCGAUCUACCCGCACUCGCUGUGAACGAGACAAACUUUUCACCGUAACGAGGGGCUUUCAAUUCAGACUGUCUUUUUCCUCGCAGAAGUCGUUAUACCGAAGAUUAAAUGAGACCGAAUAAUCUUUCCUUAAAUUAGUGACACUUAUUAUGUAUAUUCAUUAUUAUUGUUCUUUACUCAAGUUUUCGAUAAAAUUUCUCAUUUUGUACGCAAGUAAAUAAUUCGUAUAAAAUUGUAUAAAAUU
This is a messenger RNA of Athalia rosae (coleseed sawfly), 3110 nucleotides long. Its product is annotated as leucine-rich repeat-containing G-protein coupled receptor 6-like. The record is from RefSeq and is a predicted model, not a curated record. Gene Ontology annotation, molecular function: protein binding. The transcript has 3 exons. Lineage: Eukaryota; Metazoa; Arthropoda; Insecta; Hymenoptera; Athaliidae. The coding region runs from base 654 to 2741 and encodes 695 amino acids.